GCACUGAAUAUCUAAUCGCCGGUUUUGCACCAUUUCCUGACAUACGCGGUACGCGGUAUGAGCACAUAAUAAUGUUGACACACGUCGUUCGUUUAUGGAAAGGAAUCUUGUUAUCGUCAAACCAGAGAUAAAUGCAGCAUGCGGUUAUAAAAGACAGCGGUAAAAACGGCUUUCUCAGAAAUGGCAGAAAAGCGUGGGAACAAUCAGAACAUUAGGGCGCUACGCGUUUUACCGUAGGCUUUUUUAAUCCCUUUUUCAAACGACUUUUUUAAUUUCAGCACUUUAUAUGCACCGCAUUAAUUGUGUAGCCAUAAGAGAUUAUAAACAGUUUUAAUCAUGGUACAAUCAAGAACUGUGCUCUUACUAUACCCGUUCUUAUCGUUGUUGGACUUCUUUGCAACAGCUAUCAUAUUAGCACAUGGCAAUAACUGGAAUCUGUUACUUAAAAGCGCACAGCAUUACUCGUUUGCAUCUUCGUUUGUCGACUUUUGGAUUUUCCCAGUUAUAAAAACUUCCUUUAUAAUUGGCGCUAGUAUUGGGAUUUUGAAAAAUCCUGAACAUGGUCCAAAAAAUUGCAAAAAAACUGAAUGGCUAGUGGUCACUGUUGCUUGCGUCAAUUUGUAUUUUGCGUGCAUCAAAAUGCUGGUAUUUUCCCAUGACACAUCUUUUGUUGUUGGCCCAAACUUAUCUUGGUUUUGGGUCUUAUUUGCUUGGAGCAAUCUGGGUGCUCUUAUUUUUCUAAUACAGUGGCAUUUCUUGUCUAAUUUAAAACUCUCCCCAUCGAGGCAAAUCAAUGUUGAGGCACCUGAAAAUGAAAAACAGAGCUUGCUAGGAAAUUCACAUGAAGGUUAUGGCAGCCUUGCCAACAAUGGGUCCAUUAUUAAUGCUUCUACCAGUAACAGCAGCAGUAAUAGUUCUAGCACUACAAGCUCUCCAAGUAAGCCCCAAAAGGAUUCAGAUGACAAGACUUUUAUUGAACUAGCAAGCAGAGCUACAAUUGGUAAAAUGAUGUCCUACAGUUUACCAGACUGGCCACUUCUUCUCCUGGGUUCAAUCUUUUUGGUGGGCGCAGCUGUGGGACAAAUUUUUCUCCCAUUAUAUGUUGGACGAGUCAUUUCAGCUAUUGUGCAGCCUGACAGACAAACCCAAUUUACCAGUAUAAUCUUCGAAAUGGCUCUGAUUGGAAUUGGUGUCUCGAUCUGUGCAGGUCUCAGAGCAGGCUGUUUGAUGUACUACAUGCAGCGUUUGAAUAUAAGGAUAAGAAACUCUCUUUUUAAAUCAAUUCUGCAUCAAGAAAUCGGAUUUUUUGAUGAAGUGCGAACAGGUGACAUUACGUCUCGUUUAACAUCUGACACAACAACAAUGAGUGACACCAUUGGCCUUAACUUUAACAUAUUCAUUCGAAGCAUGAUAAAAGGUGUUGGUGUAUGUAUUUUCAUGUUUGCACUGUCUUGGAGGCUCUCUGUUAUCACCUUUAUGGGCCUACCAAUGAUUUUUGCCGUUUCUAAAGUGUAUGGAAGCUAUUACAAGAAAACUCAAAAACAAGUUCAAGAUAGAUUUGCAAAAGCUAACGAAGUUGCUCAAGAAGUUUGCUCAUCCAUGCAGACUGUUAGGAGUUUUGCGAACGAAAACGGAGAAAUUGCUCAAUAUAAAAUACGACUGCUUGAUGUAUUGAAAGUCCAGUUCAAACAAGCAGCAUCAUAUUCCGUCUAUGUUUGGUGCUCACAAGUUUUUGAGCAAUUUUUAAUGGUGUUCACUCUGUGGUAUGGUGGACAGCUGUUGAUUUCUGGUACUCUUACAUCUGCUCACUUCAUUGCCUUUAUUCUAUACCAGGAGGAAUUAGGAGAAUGUUUCAGCGAAAUUGGGGAUGUAUAUACUGGUAUGAUGCAAGCAUUAGGAGCUGCUGAAAAAGUGUUUGAACUAAUUGGAAGAAAACCUCGUUUAAGUCUCGAAGAUGGAACAGAACAACCAACCUAUAUUGAAGGCCGUAUCUCAUUUAAAAACGUCUCAUUUGCAUAUCCAAGUAGGCCAGAACAACCAGUGUUAGAGAACAUUUCAUUUGAGGUGAACCCUGGUGAAGUAGUGGCACUAGUAGGUCCCAGUGGAGGAGGAAAGUCAUCAUGUGUGAAACUGAUGCAGAGGUUUUAUGAACCAACAUCCGGAUCAGUUCUUCUGGAUGGGAUGAGUGUCAGCUCUUUUAAACAUCAAUUUCUGCAUGAACAAAUAUCUUUAGUGGGGCAAGAGCCGGUUCUGUACGCACGAUCUAUCAAAGAAAAUAUCAUAUAUGGACUGUCUUCUGACCACUACACAGAACAGAGUGUUUUAGAUGCAUCUAAGCUUGCAAAUGCUCACAGUUUUGUAAUAGCCUUGCCAGACAGUUACCAAACUGAAACUGGUGAGAAGGGCACACAGCUUUCUGGUGGGCAGAAACAGAGAGUGGCAAUCGCCAGAGCUUUAGUUAGAAAUCCAAAAGUUCUUUUGCUUGAUGAAGCUACAAGUGCUCUUGAUACAGAAAGCGAAUAUUUAGUGCAAGAAGCUUUGGAAAGAAGUAAGUCACACAGAACGGUGUUGCUUAUAGCUCACAGACUCAGUACAGUUGAAAGAGCUGAUCGAAUAGUUGUGAUUGUAAAGGGCAAAGUUGAAGAAGUGGGAAGCCAUAAUGAGCUUAUGGCUAAAAAAGGGACUUACUAUAAUCUUGUAUACAGACAACUACAUAACGUUUCUCAAAAAACGGGUGACGAGUCUAGUGACAAGGCCGUUGACAACGAAGGCGUCACUGAAACAUUACAACCCUCUAGACGCACAAAUAGUUGGAUACGACACCGAAGCAUCAGUCGUGAUUCUUCUAGCACUACAUCUAGUAGUAGUGUAGGGUCUCCAGUGUUUGGUGUCUAAUUGUUUCUAACAUUGCUAACAGAGGUCUUAAAAGUUUAAGAAGUUCCACCCAAAGGCUUUUUGAAUACUAAGUAGGAAAAAUAUUUUGGACAUUAGGUCAAAUUCUGCCAAUUAAAAUAUUACAAAAAAUGUGAUAAAUAUCAAAACACCAAAUUUUGGGUUUUUAAAAACCUUACCAAGUCCAAUUUUCAUACUUUUCAAUAUGAAGCUAAACUUUGAGAUAACUAGCCUAUACGACACUGUACUACCUAAUAUUACCCUAAAAAAAAUUUUUUUAGGUUUUUUUUAUUAAAAUUACAUAUUUGAUAAUUUGGUGCAGAGUAACACUACUUUUACUCUGUUCACUGCCGUGCUUUUGGAUUUUUAUUAAAAGAGAAAUAUAAAGAGA
Messenger RNA from Ciona intestinalis (vase tunicate), 3283 nucleotides. NCBI's taxonomy places the organism in Eukaryota, Metazoa, Chordata, Ascidiacea, Phlebobranchia, Cionidae. The record is from RefSeq and is a predicted model, not a curated record.